AUGCCGCCUGCCAAAGCCAGCGCGCCCGCAGCGAGGAAACGGAACAGGAAACGCAAGAGGCGCGUGGCCAGCUCGUCCGAGUCCUCGUCGUCCUCAUCGUCCGACUCGGAGUCGUCCGCAUCCGAGGCCGAAGCGGUCAAGCCUCCGCGCAAAACUGCUGCAUCGGUUGCCCCACCAUCGGCAUCAUCGGAGUCGUCGUCUUCCUCGAGCGAAGACAACAGCAACUCAGAGAUCUCUGUGGAUGAGGACGAGGAGAUGCCGGCUGCGCGGCCAGCUGCGAGCUCGUUCGUGCCUCCAGAACGAGGCAAGGGCAAGCAGCGGUACAGGUCUCCGUCGGGGACGCCAGAGCCUCCGGAGCCAGAACAACCGCCGACCGUCCCUGAACCCGGAUCUGAAAAGGAAAAGGAAUGGAAAGAGCGUUUCCGCAAGUUCUGGAUGGCCUCCAUCGCCGAUGGGUUCAAGGAUGAUUUGGAAGUCCUCCGGCAGGAACCUAACCUGACUAAGCCACGACUCGCACUUUUAGUCGACUCGCUCGCAUCCGGAGCGGACGUGUUCACGUCCAGUACGGAGGAUGCCAAAAAAUUCGGCCACGACAUCAACGAGAUGGAGGUUGUCCUGGGUCCUGCUUAA
Punctularia strigosozonata HHB-11173 SS5 is the source of this 630-nucleotide messenger RNA. RefSeq lists its product as uncharacterized. Lineage: Eukaryota; Fungi; Basidiomycota; Agaricomycetes; Corticiales; Punctulariaceae. Bases 1 to 630 code for a protein of 209 amino acids. Gene Ontology annotation, biological process: ribosomal large subunit assembly. The transcript has 2 exons. The record is from RefSeq and is a predicted model, not a curated record. Gene Ontology annotation, cellular component: preribosome, large subunit precursor.